This is a messenger RNA of Anthostomella pinea, 1893 nucleotides long. The record is from the annotation of a GenBank genome assembly. Lineage: Eukaryota; Fungi; Ascomycota; Sordariomycetes; Xylariales; Xylariaceae.
AUGGAAACUCAUGUAGAUGAGGGUACGCCUUUGAGCAACUAUCUCGAGGGUUCGGGGGAGAAAGAGAUCCAGUGGCAGGAACCGGAACCGGAAACCGACGACAAUAGAGACGACCACGACAAUUCGCCGCCUUCCACACCACGGGACUUCGCUCCCAGGGGCCUCGCAAAGGUCAGGAAGAAGUUCAGAGAUCGCGGACCCAAGCCGAUGAAGCUCGAAAUCCACACUCCGGCGCACGUCAGCCUAGACCAUGUCCAGACCCAUAGCUCUCCCGUCCUCGAGAUGGCGCGGGUGCUGCUCGAGGCGGUGACCUCGUCGAUCGACCGGACGCGAUCUAUCGGGUUUCUGGAGCGCUUAAGGCUUGCUAUAGUGCAAUCCCAGUUACUAGACAACCCCUUGGUACUCGGACUACAACCGCUUGCAGAGGCUUCGGUCUCGCAGCCGGCGGGCGAACUCAACUUUCAUGGGCUCACGACCUCUGGAGUUGUUGCCGCGGCGGUGUUUGGUUUCGGCGUCGCAUCUCUCAUCCGAUGGUUCUCGCUGGGUGGCUUGGUGCCGACGGGGAAGCGGCUACUGGUCUCUGCGGGUGUGGUUGUCGUGGCUCUCUUCAUAUUAAGAGCGUACGUGCGCAGGCAGAUGCUGAGGAAUAUUCAACGGCAGGGGCUGGUGGAGGCCGCCUCGUUCUUCUCGCUCUCCCACGACUUUGACUGUGCGAACAGUGCGGCGCUCAACUUCAUUAUGGAGGUUGAGUUGGUCGCUCGCGGAUACCGACUAAGCACUCCAAUCCCGCCUAUCAGCCGGUUGGAAAAUAACGGCCAGAACGUCAAAUGCCUUCAACUAAGACAUACCCUUCGAACCAGUCUCACGGAGGUGAUAUCCUCAUACUACCAAACUGCUUUUACGAUAUGGGCGUUCGCAGAGCAGACCGAGCUAUUGCAGUUGCAAUCUCAAUACCAGUUCACAGUGGCGGACGUCGUGGAGAGAUUUGAAGCAUUUUCGAGGGCUGAUGCCCAGAAUGCCGAGAAGUUGCAGACCUUGAAGGACGCCGCGUUCUUGUUCCACGAUAUUCGGAAAGUGUUCCUCAGUGGUCUGCUCGCUUUAAAUUCGGUGCACAACGACUCGGAUCGUCUACGGUUUACUACGGUGUCGGAGGCUUUCAAAGCAUUGAAUACGGUGACCGCUCGGGCACAUUCGAAAGUGCGAGACAUUCUUGCCGAGAACGACUACCAAGUGCCGAAGUCUCCCAGGACCCCGCAGACGCCGGGCCAUGAACGAUGGCGCCAUCAGGUCCGCAGACUUGGCUCGAUGACCAUGAAUAUCCGCAGUGUCCAAGCUAAGUUGAGUCUCUUACGAGAAGAGUCGUCUAGAGCGCUGAAUGAGGCGGAUGAUAUCAAAGACAUUGGACCGCUGUUCAUGUCUCAAUACGACUCGAUAGGACAAGACUUGCGAGAUCUGAUGGAAGCUUGGCAGUCCGGCAAAGCGACUUUGGCGUCUGGUAUCGAUAGGAACGAGAAGCGUCUAUCUUCGGUCGGCUCGGUCAUGAUGUCUCCAACCAGCACGAUGAGCGGCCGAACCAUUACUGAGGAGGACGAGAGCAGUCCUGAUGAGCGCGAAUCAGGCGUGGACGAUGCUUUGAAGAAGCUGAAUGGAGAUUUGCCGCCAACGGUGGAACUGAAGAACCCGGAAAUGCGCAGGGAGCCCGAGGUCUUUGAGGCAAUUUCGAUACCGCGGCCGAGGAGCAUGCUCACACGAGACGAGAGAAUCGUUCGGAUGAGAGAGGACCGCAAAGCCAAAGAGAUCGCCAAGGCAAAGGCCGAGGCACACAGAGGCAUGAUGCGCGAGCUACAGGGCGUCCUCGAAAGAAAACCCUCCAGCACGCGAGUCUCGCUAUGA